ACUCCCCCCCUCCUGUGUCUCAGUGGUACAGCCCACUGGUAAAAUUCCGAGAAUUGCGAGCUGCGUCUUCUCAGAAGAGUUCUUCCAAGAACUGUCUUCGGUGGACACUUCCAAGAAAAAUAUACCAGGUGAACAAUGUCAAGUGCAGCGGACGGCUGCAUUAAGUUCACUCGCCAUGCCGGUGAUGUGCUGUUCAACUUCAACCGCCUCCGCAGCAGAAACAUCCUGACCGAUGUCACCAUCGUGGUCGCUGGGCAGCACUUUCGGGCCCACAAGACAGUUCUGAUGGCAUGCAGUGGCCUCUUCUACUCCAUGUUUGCAGAUGCUUAUAAAAGCACCUUGAGCAUCGUGAGUUUAGAUCCGAAGGUGGACCCCGAUGGCUUCGCCAUAUUAUUGGAGUUCAUGUAUACGUCUUGCCUCACGCUUAAAGAUGACUUCAUCAUAGCCACCCUCAACACAGCCACAUACUUACAGAUGGAGCACGUGAUGGACACAUGCCAGAGGUUCAUAGACUCCAGGGGCUUGUGUGUAAAGCAGACCAGAACAGAGGUGCUGAUCAGUCACGGCUGUUUAUCCUCAGAAGCUCCCUUCCUCCUCAGCGAUGCCCUGAACAGCCAGUCCAGGGUCAGCUUCGGCACUUACGCUCCUCCGAACACGCACUAUGCCGUUAGCACUUCCACCGAAAGCCCCGCUCGCUUCUACAGACCUCUACCUCUCAACGUGGACGCCUCCAACACCGCGAACCCGCUCUGGCGGAUCCCUAAGAGCGGCGUGAUGCUCCGCCAGCAGCAGUCCCCGCCGGACGCCGGAGCCUCGGCUCGGACCGUCGCCGACGCAGAAGCCCCCGGGCCCCGGGAGGAGACCAGCCGUCCGUCCGUGCUCUUCCGUUCAGCUCGAGCCGAGGGAGACGGGAAGACUCCGGAGGCGGAGAGCAGCAGCGGACCCAAGAGCCCUCUCAGGUCAGACUGCCAACCCAACUCACCCGCAGAGUCCAGCAGCUGCAGCCGAGGAGCGCCGUCUCCUCCCGGCGCCGCCAGCCCCCUGAAGGUCCGCAACUGGAAGAAGUACAAGUUCAUUGUGCUGAACUCCUCAGACGGGGCCAGUGACAACAGCUCACCGACUCCGUCCCGCCUGGCUACAGAAUCCAGCAACAAGAGCGGUGAAGCCCGAGGUCCUCUCAGUGUGGAGAGCAGCUCCGCAGAUGACUGCAUCAAAAAAGAACAGGACUCUUCGCUUCCCAACACUUUGACAGAGGAGCGCAGCACAGGACCCACAAGAUCAGAGCGGGACAGAAUCUACUGUAACGACUGUGAGUCCAGGAGCGAAUCCGACGGAGAGAAUCCACGAUGGCUGCAGGACGGAAAACGGUACAAAUGUGACCGCUGCCAGGCCAUGUUCUGCUACAACGGGAACCUAGCGAGCCACAAAUCCAUCCACGCAGGUACAUUUGCAAGAAACGUGCAUCUGCUGGGCGUGUGCGGAGCGCAGUUCAACAGACCCGCCAAUCUGAAGACACACUCACGGAUCCACUCGGGAGAAAAACCGUACAAAUGUGAAACCUGCGGCUCGCGCUUCGUCCAGGUGGCUCAUCUGAGGGCUCACGUGCUGAUCCACACCGGAGAGAAACCGUACCCGUGUGACAUCUGCGGCACGCGCUUCCGCCACCUUCAGACGCUGAAGAGUCACUUACGAAUACACACGGGAGAGAAACCUUAUCAUUGUGAGAAUUGUGACCUGCACUUCCGCCACAAGAGUCAGCUGCGUCUUCAUCUGCGACAGAAGCACGGCGCCGUCACCAACACCAAAGUCCAGUACCGCAGAAACAGAACAGACCUGCCCGUCACCUCCUGAAAACACAUCAAGCUCUUCAGAGACAUUUCAGUUCCUUCAGUGAGGAAAUCCAUCAGAAAUACAAACACGCACGGUCUUGCCAAUGAUCGUGUUUACUCAUUGCAUAUCGUUUCUUAAAUACGGAUUAGUUCACCAGCACAUUCUGGUUUAGCCUGCAUGAUUGCAUCAUGAUGCUUUAUGAUUUUACUGUAAAUACUGACUUCCAAGCAUCGUACGUUAAGUUCUUGUCAAUGCAGCCUGGGUCAUAGUCUCUGUAAGGUCUCUAGUAUUUAUUUUUUAUUAAGAAUGCUAUUUCACUCCCUUUUCAGUAAAACUAUGCAUUGUAUGUAAUAUAUGUCAGGGAAAAUUGGUACAAAAAUAAUUAUGCAAUUGCAGUGUGUAUGUUUCGUCCGUGUGGUACAUUUAAAGAAGCUCUUCUUUGACAGUUAUAUUGGAUUUACAUGUAUUUGUACAGCUGUUUUUGGUACUAGAGGGCCAAAGGUCUUUGCAAUUAAAUAUUUCUUAUCAAACAAA
Messenger RNA from Puntigrus tetrazona (Sumatra barb), 2364 nucleotides. RefSeq names its product BCL6A transcription repressor b (gene bcl6ab). NCBI's taxonomy places the organism in Eukaryota, Metazoa, Chordata, Actinopteri, Cypriniformes, Cyprinidae. The transcript has 9 exons. Gene Ontology annotation, biological process: regulation of transcription by RNA polymerase II. Gene Ontology annotation, cellular component: nucleus. The coding region runs from base 136 to 1851 and encodes 571 amino acids. The record is from RefSeq and is a predicted model, not a curated record. Gene Ontology annotation, molecular function: protein binding; DNA-binding transcription factor activity, RNA polymerase II-specific; RNA polymerase II cis-regulatory region sequence-specific DNA binding.